AUGUCGACCGACUCUGCUUCUCCUCCCCUCGAGGUCCGGGUUGUGCCCCCGUCUAUCCCUGCCUCGUUCACCCCGCCUGUAGCCGUGUCCAUCCAGCUGUCAGUCCUCAACCAUGCGGAGUCGCCUGUCACUGUCCUGAACUGGGGCUCGCCUCUUGAUCCCCGUGCGAACAUUCUUGGUGUCUUCGAGAUCCGCGACUCAGACUCCGAUGAGCUUGUGACGAUCGAUACGGUCAAGUUUACCCGCAAGCUCCCUCCGCCGAGAGAGGACUUUGUGCAAAUUCCUACAGGUGGAACUAUCGACACCGAAGUGACACUUCCUCGCGUUCCCCUCGUCGAGGGGCAUCGCUACACCGUCCAAGCGCGGGGCUGGUGGCAGGCCGUCUGGGAGAAACCCCUGCAAGACGUCCCCGCGGAUGACUUGGAGAAACUGACAGGUGCCAAGCGGGGGGAAUUUCGGUCGGAGGCUGUGCCAAUCACUGUUGCGCCGGAAUAA
This is a messenger RNA of Aspergillus puulaauensis, 495 nucleotides long. RefSeq lists its product as uncharacterized. The transcript has a single exon. NCBI's taxonomy places the organism in Eukaryota, Fungi, Ascomycota, Eurotiomycetes, Eurotiales, Aspergillaceae. The record is from RefSeq and is a predicted model, not a curated record. The coding region runs from base 1 to 495 and encodes 164 amino acids.